AUGGGAAUUUGCUCUAGCCAAAGUCAAAAAAGCCAUGAGAAACCAACUGAAAAUAAGAAAUUUGAUUCAACAAAAGAAGAAUAAUAAAAACCGGAAACUUUAACAUAGAAUAAUUAAUAGAAACAAGAUAGUAAUCAAUUGUUAUAUUGUCAAGUUUAAGGUGACACCGGAGGUCUUGUUAUCACAAGUGCCAAAAUGGGGAGAAUUACAAGGGAUUACACACUGCUUAAUCCACCACUCGGAAGCGGUAUGCACUUAAAUCACACUAUAAUAGGGGCGUAUGGAGAAGUAAGAAAAGGAAUACAUAAAUAAACCGGUAUAAUAAGGGCAGUAAAAAUUAUACACAAGUCCCAGACGACUAAGGAAGAGUAAGAGAGAUUAAUGAAUGAAGUUUAAAUUCUAUAAAAACUAGUAAGAUUAUUAAAAGAGCUCUUAGGAUCAUCCAAACAUUAUUAAAAUCUAUGAGUUCUAUUAGGAUGAUCGAUUUUUUUAUAUUGUUACAGAAUUAUGUACUGGUGGCGAGUUAUUUGAGAAGAUUAGAUACGAAGGGAGCUUUUCAGAGAAAAAAGCAGCUGAAAUUUUGAAAUAAAUCCUAUCUGCUGUCAAUUAUUGUCACUAAGAAAAAAUAGUUCACAGGUAAUUAUUAUGAGUAAUUCUAAAAGAGAUUUAAAACCAGAGAAUUUACUAUAUGAAUCUGAUAAAGAGAAUUCACUCUUAAAAAUUAUUGAUUUUGGAACCUCUCGAGAAUUUGAUGUCAACCAAAAAUUAAAUUAAAAAUUGGGUACUCCUUACUACAUUGCUCCUGAAGUACUAAACAGAAAAUACGAUGAAAAAUGUGAUAUUUGGUCAUGUGGAGUAAUAUUGUAUAUACUGUUAUGUGGGUAAAUAGUACAAAGUAGAUUAGAUUUCCACCUUUUGAUGGGAAAACUGAAGACAAGAUAAUGGAAAAAGUGAAGAAGGGCUAAUAUUCAUUUGAGUCAAUAGAGUGGGAGGAUGUUAGCAAGGAAGCAAAGGAAUUUAUAAAAAAACUAUUGUAAUACGAUCCAACAAAGAGAUACAGUGCUUAAUAGGCAUUGCAAGAUCCUUGGAUUAAGAAAUUCACAAAUGCUGCUGAGGUGGAGUAACCUUUAAUGAAGAAGGUGUUGACAAAUAUGAAAAAUUUUAGAGUAUUAAUUAGAUUAUAAAUUUAGCAACACUAAAAAUUGCAAGAAGCAUGUUUCAAAUAUAUUGUUAAUCAAUUGGCAACCAAAGAAGAGAAAUAAGAAUUAUUAAGGACAUUUCAAUCAUUAGAUACGAAUAAUGAUGGGAAAUUAAGCAAAUAAGAAUUACUGAUUGGAUAUUAAAAGAUUAUGAAUGCUGAUCAAGCUAUAGAAGAAGUCGAAAAAGUAUUUGCAUAGGUUGAUAAAAAUAAUUCAGGAAUGAUCGAUUAUACUGGUAUACAAUGAGAUAGAUUCAUUUUAGAGUUCGUGAUGGCCACAAUAGAUAGAUAAUAAUUAUUGUCGAAAUAAAGAUUACAAUUAACAUUCAGAAUGUUUGAUGCUGUAAAAUAUAUAUAUAAAUGAUAUGAAUAGGAUAAAAGUGGUUCGAUAAGUUUGGAUGAACUUAAACAGAUAUUUGGUGGAAUAUCGGAGGAAAUGUGGAAAUAGGUGGUUUAAGAAGUGGAUUAAAAUCAAGAUGGUUAAAUUUCAUUAGAAGAAUUUUGCGCGAUGAUGAAAAAGAUUGAAUGA
Molecule: messenger RNA, 1727 nt
Organism: Paramecium octaurelia
Lineage: Eukaryota; Ciliophora; Oligohymenophorea; Peniculida; Parameciidae
Source: the annotation of a GenBank genome assembly